AUGGCGUCGCGUAACUUCCAUCACGGGCAAGGAAUUGAAAUGAAGGGGCCCUACGAUUCAUCCUCACAGGAAUCGACAGCCAAUCCAAACGUGGUUCUCCUCACGGACCCGAAUGAUUCUUCACAUGGAGGGAAUAGCAGUGAUGAGGUUGAUAUGGCGAGACUGGGAAAAAAGCAAGAGUUCAAGAGAAAUUUCAAUCUGCUCAGUACCUUGGGCUUCAUCAGUAUUUAUAUGGCAACUUGGGAAUUCGUCUUAGUGUCAUUAGGAGCUGGCUUAUUGAAUGGAGGCUUCGCGGGUCUAUUUUGGGUAUUUCUGGGUACUGUCAUAUGCUACAGCUCUCUUGUCGCAAGUCUUGCUGAAAUGGCGAGCAUGUCACCAACUUCAGGUGGGCAAUACCACUGGGUCUCUGAGUUCGCUCCUCCUCAGUACCAGAAGAUCUGUUCAUAUGCCUCGGGAUGGAUGUCCACUCUUGGUUGGCUCGCCUCUGUUUCAUCCUCUGUAUUUGUGCUUGCGACGCUUAUUCAAACACUCGUUGAUGUAAAAGACAGCGAUUUCUUGUUCCCAGCAUGGCAAUAUACGCUCCUCAUGUUGGCGUUUCUGAUUAUCACCAUUUUCUUUAACACGUGGGGCGCCAAAGCAUUGCCAAUGAUUGAGACAAUUAGUUUAUUCGGACAUCUUGGGGGAUUUUUUGUUACUAUGAUCGCGGUACUAGCUUUGGCUCCAAAGACUAGUGCCAAGGAGGUGUUUACUCACUUCGAAAAUGGAAGUGGGUGGGGAAAUAUGGGGGCAAGCCUUCUCAUUACGCAAGUCAGCGUUCUAUAUUGCAAUUUGGGCUCCGAUAGCGCGGUUCAUAUUGCCGAAGAAGUAGAAGACGCCUCCCGCAAUGUGCCUCUGGCUAUGUGGUGGUCCUUCGUGCUAAACGUCGUUAUGGGUUUGGCUAUGCUUCUAACGAUGCUUUUCUGUAUCGGACCACUUGACGUCGCCCUGGAAGCCGAUGCACCAUAUCUCGUUCUAUUCCAAAAUACAGGCUCGGAUGCUCUAACAACCUUCCUUCUAGUCGUCUUGCUUAUCCUCAUAUUCUCGGGGAAUAUUACUGCCUUGGCCACGACGAGUAGAGAACUCUGGGCCUUCAGCAGAGACAAAGGGUUUCCAUUCUCGAAAUGGAUUUCUAAGGUGAUCUAUCUCACCUCCCUCCUCGCUGGCCUUCUCUGCCUGAUAAACUUCGGCUCCAAUCUCGCAUUCAACAUCAUCAUCUCGCUCACCCUACUCGCUCUACUAUCAACUUACAUGAUAUCCAUUGGCUGCGUUCUCCUCCUUCGCCUCCAAGGUCGUCCUUUACCACACGCGCGAUGGAGUCUUGGAAGAUAUGGUAUACCGAUCAACGCAUUCGCAUUUGCAUACAGUGGGUUCUGCAUUAUUUGGUGCUGUUUCCCAGCUGAAUUGCCUGUCACGCUGGAGACUGCUAAUUGGGCGCCUGCUGUCUGGUUUGGUGUUAUUUUGCUAGCGGUUGUGGUCUAUUUUGCACAUGGUAGGACGAGAUAUACGCCGCCGGUCGUUUUCGUAGAGGGUAGGAGAGAGGGCAGGGUUGGGUUGCAGCAUGUUGAUUAG
This is a messenger RNA of Glarea lozoyensis ATCC 20868, 1608 nucleotides long. RefSeq lists its product as uncharacterized. Gene Ontology annotation, biological process: transmembrane transport. Lineage: Eukaryota; Fungi; Ascomycota; Leotiomycetes; Helotiales; Helotiaceae. Gene Ontology annotation, molecular function: transmembrane transporter activity. The transcript is spliced from 6 exons. Gene Ontology annotation, cellular component: membrane. The record is from RefSeq and is a predicted model, not a curated record. Bases 1 to 1608 code for a protein of 535 amino acids.